AUGUGCACAAAUGAUAUGGAUUCGUAUUACUUCAAAUACAAAGGAGGGAAACUUGAAAAUAGUUGGAGAGUCAAAGAGAUUAUUAUAUUGAACUAUAGCAGAGUCACCGUUAUGUCUCGACAUGAGUCUAACACUUCAAUAUUGAUUCAGUGUGAUGUGCCAAUUCCGAAAAUGAUCGAAUUACAUAAACAAGUUGACGAAAUCACCGUCGCUCAACUGCGAGAGAUCAUGAGUGAAAGGACUGGGAUUCCCGUCUGUCUUAUAUAUAUCCUCAAAGACAAGAAGACUGUCCUCUUUGAUCAGUACAAUUUGGUUGAAUACGGUAUCACUCGACAAACACUUCUGGAGAUGAAGGUCAUCUCUGAAUGGGAGGAAUUUGUCAAAAUGGUCAUCGUUAGACAGUGUUCUUGGGUUGAGAAAAAUCUUUCUAGCAAUCCCGUAAUAUACAAUUUCCAAAUAAAGGUUUUCAUAAAAAAUAUUUUUCAGGUAGCUCUAUAUCUUGGCACAUGGUAUAACCUUGUCGAUCUCAUCAUUUUUUGCCUCGAACUCAGAGCCAAGCCUUGUGAAUCUAUUAGUAGUAUUCCUGGGAGAGAAUGGUGUAUAAGUGAGAGUUUGGUGGACACUUUGACCACUCCAGCACAUCUUGCCGCCAAAUUAGGAAACUUGAGAGUUCUCAAACUAUUUGUCCGACAAAACAUAUCAUGUCUUCUCUCAAAAAAUAAAACAGGGAGGAGUCUCUACAGUGAAGCUCAUUUUGCUAAAAACUACGACUGUUGCGAAUUUAUAUUGCGCAAAAUAAUUAAAAAUUGGCCAAUUAGCAGAACAAAAGUCAUGAAGUGGAUCAUAAUCAAAAAAAUACUGAAAUGGUAUUGCAAUGCAAGAAAGAAUAUUUCUCUCCGAAGAGGAAUUGUUAAACUGAUUAGUUGCGACACUCGUUUCCGGGAUGUACCGCUACUAACGGGAAUUAGAAUUGACGGACUAAAUUAUCCAAUCGCUAAUAGAAAUAAUUUAAACAAAUCUACAGAUCUUUUAAAAACAAAAAGUCUGAAAACUCGUAAUUAUAUUUCAACUUCCCCGUUUAUUUAUUUCGACUCCAAAAGUUCGAUUGGCAGGGAGCAGUUGGAAAUUGUCAGUAGCUACUCAAAACGCUCAUAUCUAGAUCAGGAUUUGCAUCAACAACAUUUGUUUAGUCAAUAUUCCCGUUUUCCACCCAGCUUAAAUUUGGACACUUCUCUGUACUACCCAAUUUUUCCUUCUUGUUUUCGACCCAUGAAAUCAUGUUCAUCUGCUUCACAUUACCAACAUCCCCGUCCUACUUAUUCGUAG
Octopus sinensis (East Asian common octopus) is the source of this 1326-nucleotide messenger RNA. RefSeq names its product protein ANKUB1-like. The record is from RefSeq and is a predicted model, not a curated record. Bases 1 to 1326 code for a protein of 441 amino acids. The transcript has 2 exons. Lineage: Eukaryota; Metazoa; Mollusca; Cephalopoda; Octopoda; Octopodidae.